Engraulis encrasicolus (European anchovy) is the source of this 4285-nucleotide messenger RNA. RefSeq names its product GTF2I repeat domain containing 1 (gene gtf2ird1). Gene Ontology annotation, molecular function: DNA-binding transcription factor activity. Lineage: Eukaryota; Metazoa; Chordata; Actinopteri; Clupeiformes; Engraulidae. The record is from RefSeq and is a predicted model, not a curated record. Bases 372 to 3311 code for a protein of 979 amino acids. The transcript has 27 exons. Gene Ontology annotation, cellular component: nucleus.
AUGUAAAUUACAGCCAAUAGAUGAUGUUGUUGAGUUGGGCUGGGAUUAGCGGAGGCGAAUGAGUUUCAAUUUUACUGGAUUACAGAACAAAGAAAGGGGAAAGGGGACACAGUCCACUGUUAAAGAAAAGAGAAAGAAUCGCGAAAAGAGAAAUAAAGGCGUACCGAUAUAGACACGUUGGACGUGGAGAUAGAUAAUGUGUCGAAUUCGGAAGACACAUGAAAUCGUCAACAUUAUUUUAUAGAUGGGAGUUUCACCAAGCAGUAACCAUUGGAUUAAACGGAGAAUAAACCUAUUCCGGGAUUGACGGCAUAAGGAAAUUAUAACGACAACAGAAGGAGAGCUCCUCCUCUGGAGUGCGGUGAAGAAGAAUGGCACAGAUGGGGAAGCCAGGAUGCGACGCCGUGCCGCCAAACUCGCGGGUGGACAUCCGGGUGCCUCAGGUGUCUGUCAGACAGGAGAUCCUCACCAGCCUGGUCUCCGCACUGGACUCGGUGUGCACAGCCAUGUCCAAGUUAAACGCUGAGGUGGCAUGCGUCACCGUCCAUGAGGACAGCGUAAUUGCCUUGGGGACAGAAAAGGGACGAGUCUUCCUCAACUCCCGGAAGGAAAUUCAGUCAGACUUUCAGAAAUUCUGCCGAGUGCCCUGUCUGCAAGCGCUGGCUGCGGUCAACUCCCACGGCAAAGUGGCCCGGGAGCAAGAGCCUUGCAGUGUCAUGAAAGACGCCGGCCAAGGGAAACAGCAGCAGAGAGCCUCAACAGAUGCUCACUCCAACAUCUUCGUCCUCCGCAAGAUGGUGGAGGAGGUGUUCAGCGUGCUUUAUAGUGAGGCUGUUGGGAAAAGCAGCCUGGUCCCUGUGCCUUAUGACCUGAUUUCAAAGGACCCCUCUUCAGUGGUUAUCCAUGGUUUGCCUGAUGGAAUCACACUACGGAAACCUGCAGAGUACGACACCAAGACCUUAAUGAAGAUACUGGAGCAAAGUAACCGCAUCCGCUUCUCUCUCAAAAGCAGAACAAUGGAAGAUGUGGUUCGAGACCCCAAGCCUAACGUGGAGAUGAACCACCACGCGGGCUCCAAGGCGGUCAGCAGUAGCCACGUGGCCACGAAGCCCUCUGGGCAAGAGGUGGCCAUCAACAACUCCAUGCUGCCAGGUUUUGUCUACGGCAUGCCCGUGUCCGCACAGCACCACCCAGACAGCAGCAAGGAGAUUAAGCCUGUGUCCCUACACAACCUGGGGAAGGAGUGCCUGGGCAUGUGGAUGGCAGCCCACGAGAAGGCCUCAGCCGCCAAGGACUGCACCGAUAGUGGUGAUCAAAUUACUUUGGCGGGAGACCUCAGCCAGUGCCCUCCCAGCAUCCACAUCUCUAAACGUCUGCUGUUCUCCAUUGUACAUGAAAAAUCAGAAAAAUGGGACUCCUUUAUCAGAGAAACAGAAGACAUAAACACACUACGGGAAUGUGUUCAGAUUCUUUUCAACAGUCGUUAUGCCGAGGCGCUGGGUUUGGACCACAUGGUUCCUGUUCCGUACCGGAAGAUCGCCUGCGACCCCGAGGCGGUGGAGAUUAUCGGCAUCCCGGACAAGAUUCCUUUCAAGAGGCCUUGCACCUACGGCGUUCCCAAGCUCAAGCGCAUUCUGGAGGAGCGCCACAAGGUCCGCUUCGUCGUUAAACGAAUGUUUGAUGAAAGGAUUUUCACAGCUGCUGGUAAGCUCUCAAAGGAGGAAGGUAAGCCUGACAUGGGCUGCUCUGUUGAGGAUGGUGUCUUCCCUGAGAACCUGAGAGUGCCCUCUACUGCCCUGGAGCUGUCCUGCAACGCCCAGAGCAGCAGACCCACAAGCUCUUGCGUUAGUCCCUUGGCAGACUGCGAAGCAGGACCUUCAGGAGACUGUGUACCCAUGAAGAAAAUCAAAACUGAACCACCAGAUGGGGAUAUAAUUCAGGUUACAGUACCAGAAACCACGGCUACUGCGGAAGAGCCGAGCGAGCCCCUGGCCGAGCCAGUGGCCCCAGAGCUGCGCAGCCCUGCGGAAGCCCACGCAGAUGAAGCGGUAUCCCAGAAAUCACCAGGCGAAGCACUAAAAAGAGUGGUUGAAGAAGACCUCGGCGAGAUGAUCCUUCAGCUCCGAAAACAAGUGGAGAAUCUCUUCAGCUCCAAAUACACUGAGGCCCUCGGCCUGCCUGAGCUCACGAAAGUGCCCUACUCCAAGUUCCAGAUGUAUCCCGAGGACCUGUACGUUACGGGCAUGCCUGAGGGCAUGGCCUUCAGAAGGCCCAACUGUUUCGGAGCCGCGAAGCUAAAAAAGAUUCUGGCAGCUGGAACCCACAUCCAGUUUGUCAUCAAAAGGCCUGAAUUGUUAAAUGACCCUGUAAAGCCUGAGGUUCCAAGUCGAAUACCAUGUGAUUCAGGUCCUGAGUCUAAAGAGUGUGGUGCAGAAGACCCAGGACCUGUCAAUAAGAGACCUGCAUUCACCGACAGCUUAGAGGCCAAGCUAUCUCGCAUUGACCUGGCCAACACUUUAAGGGAGCAAGUCCAGGACCUCUUCAACAGGAAGUAUGGCGAGGCGCUGGGCAUCAAGUACCCCGUCCAAGUGCCUUACAAGAGGAUCAAGAGCAACCCGGGCUCCGUCAUCAUCGAGGGCCUGCCGCCCGGCAUCCCCUUCCGCAAGCCCUGCACUUUUGGCUCCCAGAACCUCGAGAGGAUUCUGGCUGUGGCCGACAAGAUUAGAUUCACUAUCACCAGGCCUUUCCAGGGACUGAUCCCCAAACCAGCUCCUCGGAGGAUCACCUUAUUGAAGAAAGCUUAUGCCUCAAUAAGUGACGAUGAAGAAGUAAAUCGCAUGGGAGAGAAGGUCAUCCUGCGAGAGCAAGUGAAGGAGUUGUUCAACAAGAAAUAUGGUGAAGCUCUGGGCCUGGACCGCUCAGUUCUGGUACCGUACAAGUUGAUCCGUGCCAGCCCAGACUCGGUGGAGGUGUGUGGUCUCCCUGAUGACAUCCCCUUCCGGAAUCCAAACACCUACGACAUCGUUCGCUUGGAGAAAAUUCUACAAGCAAGAGAAGAAAUCGCCAUCACAAUCAAAAGCCAGCUCCAGCCCUUUGCAGAAAUUUGUACACAAGCUGAAAAUACAGAAGGGAAAGAAGUAUCUACUAAUCGGCGGAAGCGGAAGAGAGUUCUUGAAAACAAUCGUGCGUCUCUUCCAUCGGGUAGUGAAUCUACAGCAUCAACCAAUCAAAUACCUGUGAUGCAAUGGCCUAUGUACAUGGUGGACUACAGUGGUGUGAAUGUACAAGUACCAGGAAAAGUGAAGUACUGACUGAAUGGACGUUUUUGAUAAUCACCAUAAUAAACAUAACCCCUCCACUAUCAGCUUUACUAGAGUGCUGUGGCUUAACGACAAGUACAUUUUGCCCAUAUUGAGUGUGUCAAGGCUGGCGACUACCGGUAACAUUUGUCUGGUGCUAGAAAAGGAACACUACAUGAAGUUGCACAGUGGUUUGCCAGAUAAAUGCUUGUAUUUUAUUGUGUUUACCUAUUGGAAGGUUUCUGUGUGCUUCACUAAUCGCAAAGGGAUCAUGUUAACUCACUGAUACAGCUGUUGUUAAACAGAUAUGUGCAAAUUAACCCAUAAGGGAUAAAAACAUUCACUGUAUCAAAAACUUUUUUCUAGAAAAAAAAAUCCCCAAUGGUCUUUCUAAGCUAAGUAAUUUAACGCAGACAUGGAAGGGAUUCUUUUUUUCUACCCACACACUACAGUGCGUCAGAGGUAACCUAGACAAAACCUUUAUUGGUGCUAAAAGAUGUUAUUGACAGUCCAAUCUAACUGCAGUCAGAUAUUGGUGAUAUUAUUUAUUUAUUAUUUAUUGGCAGAUAAUGCUUAUACACAGGGAAUGUAAAACGACACAUGCAGUAUAAGAGAUCAUGCUGGGCAAAAAGACUGAACAUAUUACAAUAGCCACUGUAGGUAUACUGUAUGUAUAUUCACCAAGGUCAAGUCUUUUGAUUCAGGUAUGCAUAUACCCACUGUGGAGUAUUUUUAAGGUGACAACACCUUGCCGAGCUUUGACUGAGGUUUCUAACGAAGGUGUUCAUAGAACAUUAACACAAAAUACCAUUAAAAGUGUUUCAUCAUAUACAAAGUAAAUAUGAAUGUAAUGUAAUGUAAUGUAAAGGAAGGAGUGGCAUAAUGUUAACCCCUUAACAACUGUCUCUCUGGACUCACCGGUAUUUAUAUGCUGUACCUUAAUGCCAUUUAGGCCUUUGAAAUAAAAUGUGUUGCCUUGCAUUUUA